UCAAGACUCUUAUUAACACUUGGCCCGUUUUCUGCAGCUUGCAUAUCUCCCCAGAUGGUGGCCAUGGCCUGUAGGAAACUCCUUGUGUUGACAUCUUACAAGUUGCUGAUUGGAUUUCUCAUCACUUCUUUAAUGGGAUCUGAAGCCAACGAAUGUCCUCAGCUUUGUGUUUGUGGGAACCGUCCUUGGUUUACUCCACAGUCGACCUACCGCGAGGCCAAAACCGUGGAUUGCAAUGACCUACGUCUGACCAAGAUCCCAGCCAACCUUUCUGCAGACACCCAGGUGCUUCUACUGCAGAGCAACAACAUCGAGCGGACUAAUGGAGAACUUCAGCAGCUGGUGAACCUCACGGAGCUUGAUCUUUCCCAGAAUAACAUCACCUCCAUUCAAGAUGUGGGUCUGGCCAAUCUCAGCCAGCUCACCACUCUGCACCUGGAGGAGAACCAAGUCUUCGAGAUGACUGACUACUGUCUUCAAGACUUGACCAACCUUGAGGAACUCUACAUCAACCACAACCAGCUCAGCUCCAUCUCACCUAGUGCCUUUGCUGGACUGCGCAGUUUACUCCGCCUGCACCUAAAUUCAAAUAAAUUGCGGAUUAUUGACAGUCGCUGGUUUGAUUCCACCCCUAUCUUGGAGAUCCUAAUGAUUGGUGAAAACCCAGUCAUCGGUAUAUUGGAUCUAAAUUUCCAACCACUGAGAAGUUUGAGGAGCUUAGUCUUGGCCGGCAUGUACCUUAGUGACAUUCCAGGGAAUGCUUUAUCGGGGUUGGAUAAUCUGGAGAGUUUAUCCUUCUACGACAAUAAGCUCAGUCAAGUUCCCCAGGUGGCUCUACAAAAACUUCCGAACCUCAAGUUUUUGGACCUUAAUAAAAAUCCCAUCAGAAAGAUUCAGGAAGGAGACUUCAAGAACAUGUUACGCCUGAAGGAGCUGGGGAUCAACAACAUGGCGGAGCUUGUAUCUAUAGACCGCUACGCUCUAGACAAUCUCCCCGAGUUAACGAAGCUUGAAGCUACGAACAAUCCGAAACUGUCCUAUAUCCACCGAUCCGCCUUCCGUAAUGUGCCUACCCUGGAGAGCUUGAUGCUAAAUAAUAAUGCUCUGAACUCUGUGUACAAGGGUACGGUGGAAUCACUGCCCAAUCUGCGGGAAAUUAGUAUCCACAGUAACCCGAUACGCUGUGACUGCGUCUUGCACUGGAUAGGUUCCAAUCAAACCACCAUCCGUUUUAUGGAGCCGCUGUCCAUGUUUUGCGCAUUUCCCCCAGAAUAUCGAGGCCAGUCUGUGAAGGAGGUCUUGGCUCAGGACUCGACUGGAGAGCAAUGUUUACCCAUGAUAGCUCAAGAAACCUUCCCCAGCCAUCUCAGCCUAGACUUAGGUAUGACCAUUUCCUUGGAUUGCAGAGCAAUGGCAGAACCUGAGCCUGAAAUCUACUGGGUUACCCCCAUGGGCCAUAAGGUUACCACAGAGACUUUAUCUGAUAAAUAUCGCUUGGGCGGGGAAGGGACCCUGCAGAUCAGCAAUGUGCAGGUGGAGGACUCUGGCCGGUACACCUGUGUGGCACAAAAUUCAGAAGGGGCAGACACCAGGGUGGCAACACUGCGUAUAAACGGCACCCUUCUGGAUGGUUCUCAGGCUCUCCGGCUUUACGUGCAGCAGACUGAAGCUAGUUCAGUCCUGGUGUCCUGGAAGGUUAGCUCCAGUGUCUUGGCUUCUAACCUGAAGUGGUCUUCGGCCACCAUGAUGAUUGACAACCCUCACAUCACAUAUACGGCCCGGGUUCCUGCCGACGUCCACGAAUACAACCUGACCCAUCUCCAACCCGCCACCGAGUACGAAGUGUGUCUGACGGUGUCUGGUCUACAUCAACAAGCUCAGCGAGCCUGCAUUAAUGUCACCACCAAGGGCACGUCCUACUCAUUGACCGUCACCGACCAGGAGACCAGCGCGGCCCUGGCUGCCGUUAUGGGGUCUCUUUUUGCCCUCAUCAGUUUUGCUUCAGUUUCUGUUUACGCAGCAAAAAGAUUCCAGAGGAAAAACUAUCGUCAUUCCCUGAAGAAGUACAUGCAGAAGACAUCUUCCAUCCCACUGAACGAGCUGUACCCCCCACUCAUCAGCCUGUGGGAGGGGGACAGUGAGAAGGAGACGGGGACUGCGGAGACCAAAGCCUCCCAGGUGGACACGUCCCGGAGCUAUUACAUGUGGUAACGCCUGAUGGGGACAUCUGAGCAGAGCACAAUGACUGAUGGAGGCGACUACAACACCCCCCCAUGGUCUUGUUAGGUUUCCCCUUGACCCCCCAUGGCCCCAGUAAGUUUCCCCUUCACCCCCAUGUCCACCUUAGGUUCCCAUUACAUCCCCUAUCACCCCCUUAUGUCCCUCUCUAUCUUUCCUCUUUUUUCCACCCUUGUGCGCUGCCCGGCCAGAAACCCAUGAACGGCUGCCAAGUCCGAGCUGCUGACGGCUCCGCUGCCUCAGUGGGCGACUCUUGGUCGCGUUUCAAGCUUGUCAGUUACUGGACGUCAAUGUAAAUCCAUUUAGGAUCGAGCUGCAGGAAGACGAGAGAAAAGUGCAGUCUCAUCAUUACGCUUCAUCACUGAGGCAAAUAUAGAUAUAGCAAAGGCCUAACCAGGGGGACAUGGGGGGAGGGGCAUGCAUCCUGGGGGCCAGUGGGGCCCCCAACCAGCUACUCGGUGUAGAUGCCAAGCCAUGAGUCCGGGCCCAGCUGACAACUAGUCCUGAAAUCAUAGAGAACCGUCUAUUAGAAGGAUGGACCUGGUGACUUAAAGGG
Messenger RNA from Bufo bufo (common toad), 2794 nucleotides. RefSeq names its product leucine rich repeat neuronal 1 (gene LRRN1). Gene Ontology annotation, molecular function: protein binding. The record is from RefSeq and is a predicted model, not a curated record. Lineage: Eukaryota; Metazoa; Chordata; Amphibia; Anura; Bufonidae. The transcript has a single exon. The coding region runs from base 55 to 2211 and encodes 718 amino acids.